Chaetomium fimeti is the source of this 1342-nucleotide messenger RNA. RefSeq names its product RNA polymerase. Bases 170 to 874 code for a protein of 234 amino acids. The transcript is spliced from 3 exons. Gene Ontology annotation, cellular component: RNA polymerase III complex; RNA polymerase II, core complex; RNA polymerase I complex. Gene Ontology annotation, biological process: DNA-templated transcription. Lineage: Eukaryota; Fungi; Ascomycota; Sordariomycetes; Sordariales; Chaetomiaceae. The record is from RefSeq and is a predicted model, not a curated record. Gene Ontology annotation, molecular function: DNA binding.
GAGCGUCGUCGCGCCGCUUCUUUCAAGCAUCACUGUGUUGUCAUCGCAACAUCGACCCCCGCGAACCUAGGUACAUACCUAUAAUCAUCUCCACCGGCCACAGUGCUUUCUACCGAACUCUUCCCCAAUUAUAAACCGCUCCGCAUCGAAUUUUCCAACAUCACGAACCAUGGAGGAAGAGAGCAGCGCCAGCGUCCACGCGAAGGAGGUUACGCGCCUAUGGCGCUCAUGGAGGACAAUCCACGAGAUGGUACAGGAUAGGGGUUACGAACUGGCCGAAGACGAGGUCAAGAUCUCGCUCGACCGCUUCCGCUUAGAGUACACAAAUGACGACGGCAGCCCCAACCGCUCGAAAAUGCAGUUCUCCGCCCGCCCCUCCGAGUCGAUGAUCAAGAAAUUCACCCCGCCACCAACCCCCUCCAACCCCGACCCGGCCCCGGAGUGCGGCACCAUCUGGAUCGAGUUCUGCCCGGAAAAGGCGUCGAUCGGCAUCAACGUCAUGAAGAAGUUCGUCGAGCACUGCGACGGCAACAACUUCAAGGCCGGCAUCCUCGUGACCGCCGUCGCCCUGUCCGCCCAGGCCCGCAAGGUCAUGACCGUCACCUCGCAGUACACGCUCAUCGAGUGCUUCCUCGAGGAGGACCUCCUCGUCAACAUCACCCACCACGAGCUCGUGCCCAAGCACGUCCUGCUCAGCCGCGAGGAGAAGAUCGCCCUGCUGAAGCGCUACCGCCUCAAGGAGACACAGCUCCCGCGCAUCCUGUCCAAGGACCCCAUCGCCCGCUACCUCGGGCUCAAGAAGGGGCAGGUCGUCAAGAUCAUACGGACUAGUGAGACCGCGGGGCGAUACGCCAGUUAUCGGCUUUGCGUAUGAGGCGGGAAUUCGAGGUGGUGGGGUGACAGAUAGAUAGACCGCGGGGUGUCAAUCACAGCGGCAGGGACAUUGCACGGGAGGUGCAUCAAACCCUCCGGUUAUUGGCCGCCCCAAAAUUAACCAAAAGAGGGCGUUUGCGUUUCGAUUAGGCUGGUUGGGCUUUGCAUUUUCUCGCGUUUUCGCGGCGUUUGGGGAGGGGUUUGUAGGGGCAUCAGCAUGAUUGGAGUCUCUCGCCAAUCUCGGCUGGAGGGACGCAACAUGGCGUCGUUUACUGCCUCAUGUACGUCGAGUCGAGUGGCCAUUUCGACAAUGGAUAAUGUCCGAUAGCAUGCGGUAGAUGGCAAUACAGGCCGGGCGGGGGCUGUCUCCAGCCCGCCGCCCUCAUUGUACAGCCCCCUUUGUGCUCGUCCUCCACUGGGUGAUCAUAAUCACCUAGUCCGCCUUUAGCCAGUGACUGUGGGCGUGUUC